CUCAAGUCAGCUGAACAAUGCAUUUUAUUUAUUUUUCUUUGUAAAAAAGGAAAUUAACUCAUCUUAAUAGAAUCGCUUCGCUGAUCAGUACUGAAAAUGUUAUGUUCUAUAUUUAAAUUGUGAUUAUUACCGUGGUUUGUGCUACUUCAGUGCUUGUAAACCUUUGUUAUUUUUUGUCAUAAAGAUUGCUUUAGGAAUGUUUGGCAGACCUAGGUGUAGGGAAUGGACUCCGCUGGCCACCCAGCAGCUGCGAUUACGUAGCUUAAUACAGAUAGUGGGCUACAACAUAAGACCACCUGAAUGGUGUACUUCUCCGUGCAGCUUCUACCUGACGCUGCAUCACACUACUAUGUCGGCACCGUUCUAUACCAGUGAGAGAAUUUGUUCCCCACAUCCCAAAUGGAAGGAGAUUGACUCAGAAUCGACGCAUCGUAUGUCGUCAACGAAUGUCGUUAUUCGUAUCUGGUGCCACAUAUUGCACCCGAAUGACGAAAAUACGAAACUACCCCAAGAUACUGUUAUACAGACAUGGGGGGUUUACUUCAGUGGUCUCAGGUACAUAGGGGCAAAUCUAGCUUCAAAUUUCACCUCAGACUGUUUCAAAAGCAACACAUUAGUUCUACAAAUGCAUGGUGGUUAUUUCUGCUCAUAUAAAAGUCUCAAACUAGAUGUUAUGCCACCAGAAAAUGAGUUGGAUCCUGGUUCUCUAUCUUCAGACUCAUCUGGUAGGACCAAUUUAUCCAAAAUCAAUUUAGAACCUAAACAUAUAUUGAAUCAUAAGUUAGGUAAAGAAUCGAGGUCCAUUUCUCCUAGUAAGUUUAGUAGGAAGUCGGAUAAGGAGUAUUCGAAAAGUCACAGUCCGGUCGAAAGGGGAUUUCAGCAGAACUUUCCGACUUUGAGGACUUCUGCUAGCUUAAACAUCGGUCAGAGUCAACGAGAUUAUUUUAGGAGAAGAGAGGAAGGUUCGGAAUAUGGUAAAGGCGAUCCAAACGCCUCGAACCAUAUAUACGAACAUUCGCCCGAAAAUUUAGACGUUAAAGAAUACACAUCAAGCGUAAACUGUGAUAAUGUUUGUAAAAACACGACGAAAGAAGAUUUAUCUUGUAACGUAGACUUAAGUGAAACGGCAGAGAGUUAUGAUUUGAGAAAUGAGGCGGACGGGGUCCCGAAAUACAGGUAUAUGGCCCUGAAUUUCCUUAAAUCGGAAAUAAGGCCGAGUUACAACGCGACGAAGUUGCAAAAAUUGCAUUUGCUUCAAUACUCUAUUAAGAAAAGACAGGAAGCUGUGCAGGAAAUUAAGGAGAGGAUAUAUAAGAAGUCUGCAUUGACAAGUGAUGAUUGGCCGUCUCAGGACGAGUCUGGUGAUGUCAGAAUGAAGUUCAAGAGUAAAUCGCAGAGGAAUUUGUUCUCCCCUGACGAUGGGGAUAGUUUGGAUAAAGAUAAGUCUUCGUCACAAACUGAUUUGAGUGUGAAGAAUGGAAGGGUGAAGGAAGACCGGCCUGUGGUGUCCAAUGGGCCGAGGCUUACUCUAAAAUUGAAUGAUCUCUUAUCUUUUAAGUCAAAACCUUCGCCUUUUCAACGAGCAGAACACGUAAGGCUAACAAAACAAUUGGAGAUCUUGAGGUUCAAGCGAAUUAUAUUAUCAGACGAAAGAGAUAGUAAACUGACAAAUAUAAGGAAAUUGAAAGAAAAGCAUGCAAAACUGUUCGAAGAGAAUCAGGAUGUUGGUGAGUGCACAGAACUAAUGCAGAAUUACCACUCGCUUUCCCGUCGCAAUGAUAGCGUGAAAGAGACUCGACAGUCGUGCUCCGCCGUGCGAGAGCUAGCCGCUUCCUCACACCAUUCACUCUCCGCCCACAGGACUGAGCUGCUGAGGCAGUUGCAUCAGAUAUUCUAUAUAGAACAGAGGGACGCAACAACUUGGACUAUAAUCGGGGUACCUCUUCCCGUUUGUGGUGACGAGUCUCCCCGAGGUACGAACCCUAUCUCAGACUCCGUGGCUGCCGGCUUCGCAGCUCAAGCGACCUGCCUAGCCGCUUCGUUGUUACAUCAGCCCUUGAGAUAUAAGAUUACAUUGCUGGGGUCGGCUAGCAAGAUCUUGGAUAUAACGCCCGAUUUGCCUGAUCCGAACAUACCCCUAUUCGCUCGCGGCGGCGACAUAACACUAUUUCGCUACGCAUUAUUUCUGCUCAACAAGUGUAUCGGCCAGCUGGUCGUCGGCCGAGGCUUGCCGCUGAACGAUAUUAGACCGACACUAGCUAAUCUACAGAGGCUGCUUAAUAGUUCUGCUAAUAUGUCGGACACCACAAAAUUGUUUGGCUCAUACCAAUGGCUGGUCGACAGUCAGUGUCCUCGAACUCAGUCGUUAAGAAGUCUCGUCGCCUCCGAGCGCUGCAAGUAUCGACAGUUCAAUAGGUUUAAGGACGCCGUAGACGGCCAAUCCCCGCAGUCGGCUAUGAAUAAAAAGCACAGACAUUCUCGCAGUGUGGGGAGCUAUCAUGAUGAUCAGGAGCUCCCAACACUAGAAGACUCAACUACUUCGAUAAUGGGCAGCGAAUCCAACAUAUACAACAUGAAACUAACACAAGUCGACAACUCGGACUUGACCAAAAGCCUCAAGUCUCACAAUUCUGACUCAGAAAUACUCAGACUGAACGAAAACGAACAAAGUCAGACCAAAGUAGUGUUUACUUUAGGCGAUAAUUCAACUAUCGAUGUUAGCCAGCAACUAGUGAGAUUAUCGACAAAUAAUCAAGAUGAAUUCAUCACAACACUAGUAGGUGAAAAUGUAAAAAAAAUAUGUACGGAAAUUACAGAUUUUUGCUCAGCAGACAAAAUUCAUGAAGGUUUAGACAUUGCUAAGCAUUUAGAAUUAGAUAUAGCAAAAAGUGUUGAAGAUAUCGAUAUAGCGGAAUAUUUAGAGAAAAAAGCAAGUACGGAAGACUCGACUGUUUGUGAUGAAACUUGUGCGGAAGUAGUAGAUGUUAUUGUCAUACCGAGUGCCGAAGCUAUAUUGGAUACAGGGCAGACUAGUAUUUUAGAAGUCGACACUGUUCAAAAUGAUGAUAAAACAGUCUGAAAGAUUUUUCUGAUUGAAAAAAAAAAUGGUUAUUUGAAAUGAAUGGUUCUAUAACCUCAUUAUUUUGAUAUUGUCCUAAAGUGUCAAUCUUGGACUUUCUUGUACAUGAAAAGUCAUAUAAAAGCAAUUUAUAUUGAAAUACUAACUUCGAUAAAUACAUAGAUUUUUCUAUAUUUUGUUGAGGUCCAAGAUUUUGACCAUAUAGAAUAGUGUCAAUCAAACGGGUAUGGAAAUAUUGAAAGAAAUAAAAUCGAUAUUUGAAAAGCCAAAUUUAUGACAGAUUUCGUCCAAAAUCAAGAUUUUUGGGACAUUUUUGUUUUAUUAAAAAUAUAUGGUUGUCAAGUAUGUGAUAGAAUUUCCUAUGCAGAUGACAAUAUUAUAAUGAAUUGAAAAAAUAAUUUCAAUUUUGACCAAUAUGGCGGCCAUGAUGUUUAUGUGAGUAGAUUUUGUAUUGAAAAAUAUUAGUUAAAUACCUUAACUUAUUUUCACAUGGUUAAUUUUGCAAGAUUAUUUUAUUACAUCCCUACUAAUAUUAUAAAUGCGGAAGUAACUGUCUGUCUGUCUGUCUGUUACGCUUUCACGUCUAAACCACUGAACUGAUUUUAAUAAAA
This is a messenger RNA of Helicoverpa zea (corn earworm), 3690 nucleotides long. RefSeq lists its product as uncharacterized. Gene Ontology annotation, cellular component: lytic vacuole; endosome. NCBI's taxonomy places the organism in Eukaryota, Metazoa, Arthropoda, Insecta, Lepidoptera, Noctuidae. Gene Ontology annotation, biological process: SNARE complex assembly. The transcript has 11 exons. The record is from RefSeq and is a predicted model, not a curated record. Gene Ontology annotation, molecular function: SNARE binding. Bases 197 to 3079 code for a protein of 960 amino acids.